AUGACGGCUGCCGGCGGCGGGCGGCGGCCGGCGUCGGGUGGUGGAGCAUGUCGGCCGGCGGCGGAUAGCAGUAGUGGUUGCCGGGGGUGGAGGGCGGCCGACGUCGGGAGGUGGAGCACGACGGCUGGCGGUGGAGGACGGCGGUCGGUGGUGGACGGUUGGCGACAAGAGGCGGCCGGCGACGAAGGGCGGCCGAUGGCAAGAGGCGGAGGGCGGCUAGCGUCGGGCGGUGGAGCACGGCGGCCGGCUAUGAAGGACAGCGGCCGGUGGCGGGUGACGGCUGGCGUUGGGCGGCGGAGGACAGUGGUCGGCGGCAAAAGGCAGCUAGCGGGUGGGAGGCGACCGGCGUUGGGCAACGGAGGACGGUGGUCGGCGGCAAGAGGCAGCCGGCGGGUGGGAGGCUGCCGGCGUCAGGCGGCAGAGGACGGUGGUUGGCGGCAAGAGGCAGCCAGCGUCGGGUGGCAGAGGACGGUGGUCGGCGGCAAGAGGCGGCCGACGAGCGAGAGGUGGCCGGCAGCGGCGAAGGACGGCGGGAGGUGGCGGUGGGCGGGUUGCAGCCGACGUUGGGCGAUGGCGAACGACGGAGGAUGA
Messenger RNA from Syzygium oleosum, 591 nucleotides. RefSeq lists its product as uncharacterized. The transcript has a single exon. The record is from RefSeq and is a predicted model, not a curated record. The coding region runs from base 1 to 591 and encodes 196 amino acids. Lineage: Eukaryota; Viridiplantae; Streptophyta; Magnoliopsida; Myrtales; Myrtaceae.